GAAAACGUCACGUAGCACUACAUGAACCAACCCGUCGCAGUACGUCUGCUGAUCGCUUCCCGUCACCAGUGGUGUCUGUGAAAAGAGAUUUUACAGCAAACAAGCAGCAAUAAUGGCGGAGAAUAGAGCGAGUGGGAAAAAAAUCACCAUUAACGUGAAAACACCAAAAGAUAGGAAAUCGGUCGAGAUUGACGAUGAUGCAGAAAUCAAAGAUCUUAAACUCAUAGUAGCGGAAAAGUUCGAGACGAACCCAGAACUGGUGUGUUUGAUUUUUGCCGGAAAGAUCAUGAAGGACACCGACACGCUCAAGACACACAAUAUCAAGGAAGGGUUAACGGUGUAUCUGGUGAUUAAGGCAGCACCUCGUGCAGAAUCGGAAAGUUCACGGCGAGCCCCGGCUGACGUGUCCCAGACGCCGUUCGGCCUGAAUCAGCUCGGUGGUCUCGCCGGGCUCGGUGCGCUUGGUGGGAGUCAAACCAACUUCAUGGAUUUGCAGUCGCGCAUGCAGCACGAGCUGCUGGACAACCCGGACCUGAUGCGCACCGUGCUGGAUAACCCGCUCGUCCAGCAGAUGAUGAACAGUCCGGACACGAUGCGCCAGAUACUGACCUCGAAUCCACAGAUGCAGGAGCUGAUGCAGCGCAACCCGGAAAUAUCGCACAUGCUGAACAACCCGGAACUGUUGCGACAAACCAUGGAGCUAGCGCGCAACCCGUCGAUGCUGCAGGAGCUGAUGCGCUCGCAUGAUCGUGCCAUUUCCAACCUAGAGAGCGUCCCAGGCGGGUACAGUGCUCUACAGCGAAUCUAUCGCGACAUACAGGAACCGAUGAUGAACGCUACCUUCCGCAAUCCGUACUCCGGUACGUCCGAAUCCGGCAGCACAAGCGGCGGUGGCGGUAAUCCGCAGCAGGGCACCGAAAACAGAAGCCCCCUGCCCAAUCCCUGGAGUAGCGCUGGCAGUGGAACCGCCGGAAGUGGCGGAAAUCGCGGCACGGCCGGCACUGCCGGUGCUGCAACGGAUGCUGCCGGAACGCCCCUCGGUUUGCUCAAUACACCGGCCAUGCAGAGUUUGAUACAGCAGAUUAGUGAAAACCCGUCCGUUAUGUCGAACAUGCUGAACUCACCGGCCACCCGUAGCAUGAUGGAAGCGUUGAACGCCGAUCCGGCGAUGGCCGCACAUUUGAUGAGCCAAAAUCCGCUGCUGGCCAACAAUCCGGGCCUGCAGGAGCAGCUGCGCACGAUGAUGCCACAGAUGCUGCGGCAGAUGCAGAAUCCCGAGGUGCAACAGAUGGUCACCAAUCCGCAGGCAUUGAACGCGAUCCUGCAAAUCCAGCAGGGCAUGGAGCAGUUGCGUUCGGCCGCACCGGGCUUGAUGACUUCGAUGGGCAUUCCACCAAUGCCGGGCGCACCGCCAUCGACCGCCACCGGCACCGGAGCGGGUGCCACCAACACGAACAGUGCAACGACCGCAACGGGGGCUUCCGCCGCAGCCCAGCCACCAAAUAAUGACGGCCUGUUUUCGGAGUUUAUGGCCCGCAUGAUCAACGGGAUGGCGUCCGGUACGUCCGAUACGAACAUUCCACCGGAAGAACGGUACCGGUCCCAGCUGGAGCAGCUGACGGCGAUGGGAUUCGUCAAUCGGGAAGCUAACCUGCAGGCCCUGAUUGCUUCGUUCGGUGACAUUAAUGCCGCCGUCGAGCGAUUGCUAGCGCUUGGGCAACUGUCGCUCAGCUAACAAUGUGCGCCACUAGAAUUAAACUUGGUGAGCGAAACUGGAAUUCGAACCUAACUCUGGAGUAUAUUUGUUCGAUUAGCACAUCGUUUUUUUUUUAUCUGUUGGGUAAGGGAAAGAUCCUUCUUCGGAGGAACGAAUGAUGAACGCGCGGAAAUGGAUUUGUGGAUGAACGUGGCCGCCUAUUCACGGCGAUAUGUCACGGAUUUGGGUGCGAAUGGGAAGUAAACUAUAUACAUUCUAUCGAAAGCAACAUUUUGCAAUAUGGGCGGGCGCGCGCCAGUAGCAGCAUUUUCAAUUUCAUCUUUGGUUUUUUCGCCUUUUCUGCUACACCACCCUGGUAAAGGAUAUAUACUUUCAACGUGUUCGAAUGAGCCAAUAAUUAAUUAACACACAAAGACAAGUGGGAGGGAAAACAACAAGAACUAGACAUUCUCUACAUUGUAAUAGUACACGCUUCAGUUGUCACAUAAAUGGUUUAUCGGAAGGAUCGGGACGCUUGGCGCCAUGCGUUCCUUACACUGUUUAAUCAUCUGUACGGGGAUGAUGAUGUCACUGGGAAGAAAAGGGAGAAUUCGUUUUGCGCAAGAAACCGUUCGAUAAGGAUGAAACACACUUGGAUAUAUGCUUUGUGACAAUGCUCAUAAGAGCAGAGAGAUAAAUGAAAUGGGGAAAAAUGAACGUAAAAAUAAUAUUUUUACCGCUUUCUUUAACACACACAUACACAUGCAAGCACACAUCUUUCGUUAGUAAAAUUCUGAUCAAACGGAUCCCCACUAGUAUCCAAAAUACCGUGAAAUAAUUCUAGAAAGUGAAAACAUUUGCCGCCACUAGUACCACCACAACACACUUUCUGUACUUGUCGUUAUUGAAUGUGAAACAUGCAAAAGAUUUAAAAGAAGCAACAAAAAAAACAACACACUUAGAGAACAAACCUGUCCAGAUAUUUCGGCAUGAUGAUGUGACACAAUAUUACACUUUUUAUCUUGCUCUGACUCUUGAAACACAAAUAGAAAAUUCAAUAAAGCAAAGUUGAAGCCAGCAAAGAGAAACAAUGAAGAAAAAAACAGAUAUACCAACAGAUUGCUGCAUGGUUUUGGUAAUUGGUAGAUUGCGAUUUCAAAAAGCUGCGAUGUCUAAUUUUUCCCAUCCCCAUACCAGCGUCGAUGGAUAGAUAUACCUAUAAAUAUAUGAAUAUAUACAUACUUUACUAGUAUAUUCAAUAAACAGUUAAACCAAGUCUA
Messenger RNA from Anopheles funestus (African malaria mosquito), 2976 nucleotides. RefSeq names its product ubiquilin-1 (gene Ubqn). Gene Ontology annotation, cellular component: cytosol. The transcript is spliced from 2 exons. The record is from RefSeq and is a predicted model, not a curated record. Bases 113 to 1735 code for a protein of 540 amino acids. Lineage: Eukaryota; Metazoa; Arthropoda; Insecta; Diptera; Culicidae. Gene Ontology annotation, biological process: ubiquitin-dependent protein catabolic process. Gene Ontology annotation, molecular function: polyubiquitin modification-dependent protein binding.